AUGGUAUUUAAAGCGGGCAACAAAACACCCAAGAACAUUCCACCAAUUAUGUUAGGAGGUACACCACUCCAAGUCGUCACUCGUUUUAAGUACCUCGGCCACGUGAUCACGGAUUGUCUCGCAGAUGACCAGGACAUUGACAGGGAGCGCAGAGCGUUGGCAGCCCGAGGUAACAUGCUUGCUCGCAGGUUUGCGCGAUGUACUACAGAAGUAAAGAUGACUCUGUUUAGGGCAUAUUGCCAGUCAUUUUACUCGUGCAGCCUGUGGGUCAGGUAUACCCAGAAGGCUUACAACGCUCUGCGCGUACAGUACAAUAACGUGUUGAGGAUGUUGUUGGGGCUGCCCCGGUUUUGCAGCGCGUCAGGCAUGUUUGCUGAUGCGCGGCUGGAUGACUUUUACGCCAUCAUGCGCAAGCGAUGUGCCUCGAUGCUGCGAAGAUUUAGGGUCAGCACUAACAGUAUUCUCGCCACCCUGGCGGACAAAAUUGAUGGUCCAUUUAUUAGGCACUGGGUGGGUGUACAUGUUCGAGAAGGAGUUCAUGUACCAAAUUAA
Messenger RNA from Spodoptera frugiperda (fall armyworm), 552 nucleotides. RefSeq lists its product as uncharacterized. The transcript has a single exon. The record is from RefSeq and is a predicted model, not a curated record. NCBI's taxonomy places the organism in Eukaryota, Metazoa, Arthropoda, Insecta, Lepidoptera, Noctuidae. The coding region runs from base 1 to 552 and encodes 183 amino acids.